CUUUAAUCUCUCUCUCAAGAGCCUCGUCCCCUGUGUUAGUAUAUCAGAUGCUGUCAAGGUUUCACUGUGGAACGUAUAUUUGGUUGGGUUGGCUGAGAAGUUGGAUUCGUUACCCGAACCAAUGCUGCUUCUACUUCUUUGGAAAAGUUAUCGCAGUAACACAUGGCAAGGGCAUUAUCAAAUGUAUUGUUGAAGGGCAUUGCAGGUUUGCCAGCAGCUCGUUCUACGUCUGUACAUGCAUCGCUUAGUCACAAUGGUUUGAGAUGCGCAACUACUGUGGCCAAUGAUUCUGACACUCAUGAUGAUUUUAAGCCGACUACUAAAAUUGAGAAUUCUGAAUUUUCUUUGAAUGAUGUUGUUGAGCAGGAUGUCGAAGACAACCCUGUAAUGAUUUACAUGAAAGGGGUUCCUGAUUUUCCUCAGUGUGGAUUCAGUUCACUGGCCGUAAAAGUGUUGAAGCAUUACAAUGUUCCCUUAAGUGCUAGAAAUAUUCUGGAGAAUCUUGAACUGAAUACUGCAGUGAAAAUGUUCAGUCACUGGCCCACGUUUCCUCAGAUUUUUAUCAAGGGGGGAGUUCAUUGGAGGUUCACAUAUAAUUCUCAAUAUGCAUCAGGGUUAUGGUCGAUCAAGCGGGAGCGAUCAUAUCUAGACAAAAUACAGUCCAACAGGGGUAUGGAGAUACAAUGUCAUUCACACAAUGAAUAGCAGCAGUUCGUAUUGAAUUUUCCAGGCAUUCAACCAAUCACCAUACAUGAGUUCGUAUUGAAUUUUCCAGGCAUUCAACCGAUCACCAUACACGAGUUGUUUUCCCGGGGGGAUUGCAGUACGGAUUCAACUUCACAUGUUGAUCAUUGCCAAAGAAGUGUACCUGCACUCCAUGUGGCAUCGGAAAACUUGAAUAUGAAGCACAUAAAUACUAAGCCGUGGAUGAGCAAUCAUUUCAUGUGUUCAUACUGAGCAUAAAUAUCUAAGCAUGUAUUCAUUGGCAGAACAUGUAUCCGCCAAAUCCUGAUGUGCUCUAGUAGUUGGCUAGUUGCCUUUUACAAGGAUUUUAAAGCAGGAAGCAGAUUUCUGGAAUUCUGCUAGAAUUAUCAUGAGCUUUGCAUAGCUCCUGCCACAAAAGAAAGAAAAUUAACUUAUAGAAGAAGGAAAUUAUUAAGCAAUUUUCAGUUUCAACUGAAAACAACGAUUACCCCUUCGAGCACCUCAUAACUGUGGCUAUCUACUUUUCUAUCUCCGACUUAGCCCAACACUGACAUAAAGGUUCUCCUAGUUUACUGAAUUGUUGUUCUAACACAGGAACGAUACUAUGCCAUUGUCUAUUAAACCUGUCCCCGCACUAAUCUCCAGCUUGAAAAUCUAUCCCUAAGCCUCCAAUUGAAAUUAUUAAUUACGUAUUCUCUUAAACCACAAUAGUCUCUAGAAAUAGAAAGGUGUUUAUCAAUAGCACAACUCAGAAUGAAAAUAUUGCCAAGACUCAAAUAAUAUCAAAGUUUAGUAUCAAUUGUGUUUCAAGGUGCUUGAAACAGCAAAACUAAUCAAAGAAUAAAGAAAAUUGAAGCAAUUU
Molecule: messenger RNA, 1567 nt
Organism: Tripterygium wilfordii
Lineage: Eukaryota; Viridiplantae; Streptophyta; Magnoliopsida; Celastrales; Celastraceae
Product: monothiol glutaredoxin-S15, mitochondrial-like
Exons: 8
Coding region: 163-705 (180 amino acids)
Source: RefSeq, a predicted model, not a curated record